AUGUCUCUUGCCCUUGUUAUCCAGACCGUCACGGGACGGGCCUUGGAUGCCCUCGUUUACGAUUUCACCAAGCCACUCGGAAUGACAUCUACCUUCUUCAACCGAGGUAAUAUUGAAGGGUUUACCCCCCAGACGCCCAACUACUACCGUACAGCCACACAAGAGUUCCAAAUCGCAGUCCUCGGACCCGAAGAGCCACAGCGUCCACAACCAGUACGCGGCACAGUCCACGACGAAAACGCAUGGUCCCUAGACGGCGUGUCAGGUCAUGCAGGCCUAUUCUCCACUGCCCGCGACACAGCAGCAUUCUGCCAAAUGAUCCUCAACAACGGCACAUAUGGCGGUCAACGCAUCCUUUCGCAAACUGCUGUCGAUCUAAUUUUCACGAACUUCAAUGCCCGGUUUCCGGGUAAUGCUCAUGGCUUGGGAUUUGAAUUGGAUCAGUAUUAUACUGCGGGGCCGAUGGCGAGCUUACAGACGGCGAGUCAUACCGGGUUUACGGGGACGACGUUGGUGAUUGACAGGACCUAUAAUGCUCUUUGGUUGCAUUUUAGCAAUCGGGUGCAUCCGUCUAGGACAUGGUCUAGUAAUAAUAUUGUGAGAGAGGCUGUUGGAUAUUGGGUUGGGAAGAGUUUGGGGUUGAAUGUUACAUUCCCUUCGUUGUAA
Molecule: messenger RNA, 666 nt
Organism: Talaromyces marneffei
Lineage: Eukaryota; Fungi; Ascomycota; Eurotiomycetes; Eurotiales; Trichocomaceae
Exons: 1
Coding region: 1-666 (221 amino acids)
Source: RefSeq, a predicted model, not a curated record